ACAGGUGCGUGGCAGCUAAUGGAUGUAAAAGGCAAUAUCAUUGACCAGGUGGACUCAACUGCCAUUGGAGUGAUGCAGGUCUUAUACCCUUUGCUGAAUCAUCUGUCAGAACUGACCACGGUUGUGUGGGCACUCCCCGAUUCUUUCAAGGAAUUUAUGCUUCAUGAUUUUGGUUCUACUGGUAAAUACACCCAACAGACCAAUGCCAUACUAGAAUGGGUUCUCAAUGGACAAGCCCAACUCCUGCCUCCAAGAGUACUUGUGUGGGAUUCCUUCCUGCCUGUUUCCCACGCUGCUUUGUCCGACUGCAUCAUGUUUCUUAGCAAAAAUCUGGAUAUAAAGAAAUUACCAGCAUACUCCAUAUUCAAACCAGAAAUAACAUGGCAUUGUACAGAACGAAUGCAUGUUGGAUUUGAAGCUCUCUUUGUGGCAGCUCAAAUGAUGAUUAAUCACAUAUGCAAUCCUUUUAUGGAUGAAAAAGGUUAUUGCUGCUCUUCAUAGCAAUACCACUGUCCUGUAUGAGAAGCUGGUUUAAUAUAAAAAAUAUAAUAAUUGAUAAUUAUAUAUAACUGCUUAGAUAACCCUCAGAUUUUGAAUUAAGGAAUAAAAUUCACAUAAUAAUCAUUACUGACAUGCCAAUUACUAUUGUUUGGAAAAGCACAACAUUCAUGAAAAUUAACAACAAAUAUCCAUAGCAGUCUUGUACAUUUUCUAUAAAACAAUGCUUUGAUCUACCAAACAAUUUAAGGUGAACAUUCUAACCGUCAUUGUGUUUUUUGUAGGGCAUUUUCUUUCAAAUAUGUACCUUGAAGGGUUUUCCAUAUGUGAUAAUGUAAACUGACGUCAUUACUAAUGCAUAUGCAUAUAAGGAUGGCUUAUAAAAAGAAGUUUUAAGGAGACCACAUAUACUUUAUUAAUAUACCAAUAUGUACAUAAAACACGUUAAUAUCCCCAUACCAGUGUUUUUUCAAGGUUUCAGAACAAAACUAUGGAAAUUAAUACAAUAACAAAUAAUAUAACAAUGAAGCUACUACUCUGUUAUAUAUUUUGGGACUCUUACCUUUCAUGUUCCAAUACAACAGUCUCAAAAGAAUUUUUUCAUGCACUCCAAUUUACUAAACAUCAGCACACACAUAUUCACUUUUAUCAUAUCUGAUCAAAGUAUAAUGGCUGGUAUUUUUCAGCAAAAAGGUCCACUGAUGCCAUGUUUAUUAUAUUUCACAGCAUCGUGGUGUAAUAAAGAAAUCUGCAUUGAUAAUUCAGCAUUCUAUGCAUUUUACAAUAUCAAUAUAUUCAAAAUACUAUAUAUGACCAACACAAAAUUUCUCAUGUAACAUCAAAUUAAAUAUAAUUAUGAAAAUCCAUACCUCCAAUAUAAGAGUUCAAAAAGGGAUAAAAAGAUAUAUAAAUUCCAAUGCAACUUUAUCUAUGUCCUAUUCCAAUAGUCUAACCAAACAAAGUAAAAGCACCCAUGAGGGGGUACUACUAUCAGCCACUGGAACUGUAAGAACUUGGGAAUACAA
Molecule: messenger RNA, 1523 nt
Organism: Penaeus monodon (black tiger shrimp)
Lineage: Eukaryota; Metazoa; Arthropoda; Malacostraca; Decapoda; Penaeidae
Exons: 2
Coding region: 19-501 (160 amino acids)
Source: RefSeq, a predicted model, not a curated record